This is a messenger RNA of Aureobasidium pullulans EXF-150, 1752 nucleotides long. RefSeq names its product putative MFS monocarboxylate transporter. NCBI's taxonomy places the organism in Eukaryota, Fungi, Ascomycota, Dothideomycetes, Dothideales, Saccotheciaceae. The record is from RefSeq and is a predicted model, not a curated record. Gene Ontology annotation, molecular function: transmembrane transporter activity. The transcript has 4 exons. Gene Ontology annotation, biological process: transmembrane transport. The coding region runs from base 296 to 1675 and encodes 459 amino acids. Gene Ontology annotation, cellular component: fungal-type vacuole membrane.
CAAGGCUACAAAGUACUUGUCGUUGGCUUCUCUCCUUCGGCGGCGUCUACAAUCAAACACCGUUUCACUCCCCUUUUUGGCUUUGUCAUAAAGGAUCAUCCAUCCUUCGAUUCAGCCAAUCGACUUUCGGUCUUUUCGUUGCCAGCCGGAGACCGAGAAGUCCACCUCCGACACUAUUUGCCGGUACAUAACUCGUCGCACCCUGCCGCCAUUGUCACAGGUUUUUUCUUUCGAGCCACUCAUUCCUCAUCCCUUUGUUUUCGUCCUACCACCCUCGACCAAGAGUUUGUCCACAAUGUCGCAUUCAAAAGGAUCCAGUGAAAGUUUACCGUCAACAACGUCACCAAUCGAGAAGGGUCCUGUCGUUCCCAACGAACAAGCCGUGCCAAACACCGGAGCUGUCGUGCCCAACAACGAAAAGGACCUCGAAGCCGCCCCAAGACCACCACCACCAAGCUUCCUCGGCACCGUACCAAAUGGAGGUCUCCAAGCAUGGCUUCAGGUCGCUGCUGGCUUCGCACUCUUCUUCAACACCUGGGGCAUCCUUAACACUUUCGGAGUCUUUCAAACAUAUUACGAGUCCGGAGUGUUGAUCCAUGCCUCGUCAUCCAACAUCUCAUGGAUCGGUGCAAUCCAGUCAUACUGCGUGCUGCUCAUGGGCUUCUUGUCUGGUCCCAUCUUUGACAGAGGCUUCCUCCGACCACUGCUAUGUGUGGGAUCCUUCCUUGUCGUAUUUGGGUUCAUGAUGCUCAGCCUUUGUGAUACCUUCUGGCAAGUUCUUCUGGCUCAAGGUUUUUGCAUCGGUGUUGGCUCCGGACUCUUGUUCGUCCCCGCUGUCGCCAUUCUUCCGACAUACUUUACAACCAAGCUUGGUCUUGCCAUAGGUCUUGCAGCUUCUGGCAGUUCAAUGGGAGGCAUCAUCUAUCCCAUCGUCUUCUACAGACUACUUGACCGCAUUGGAUUCGGCUGGUCUGUUCGUGUCCUUGGUUUCCUGGCCCUUACGACCUUGCUCAUUCCAAUUCUUGUCAUGAAGCAGCGCGUCAAGCCGCCAAAGGCCCGCGCUCUCAUUGACACAACUGUCUUCAAGGACAUUCCCUUCAUGCUGUUCACUGUCGGAUGCAUGAUUGGUUUCAUCGGUCUCUACACCGUUCUAUUCUUCCUCUCCUUCUUUGGCGAGUCGAAUGGCUACACCGACGCUAGCAUGUCUUUCUACAUCGUGCCAAUCCUCAAUGCGGCCUCGGUCUUCGGUCGUACACUUCCCAACGCCUUGUCCGACAAGACUGGUUCCUUCAACAUCAUCCUACCAGGAGCCGCCGUUUGCUCUAUCCUCAUCUUCUGCAUGAUCGCCGUCAAUGGCCUCGGAAGUAUCGUCGUGCUUGCCAUCCUCUUUGGCUUCUUCUCUGGUGUCUUCAUCGCUUUGCCUCCGGUUUGUCUUGUUGCUUUGACAGCAGACAAGUCGAAGAUUGGUAGCAGAAUAGGCAUGGCUUUCGGUUUUAUCGGCUUUGGAUGUCUCGCAGGAGGACCUGGUGGCGGUGAUGUUCUCCAGAACUAUGGCGACGGCUCAAACUGGACCGGACUUUGGAUAUAUGGUGGUGUAUCUUGUGCCAUUGCUGCUGUGAUCUUUGCAGUAGUCAGGACAAUGAAGGCGGGAGGUAAGCUCAUGGUUAAGGUGUAAAAUCAGGCACAGAAGGAAUUCCUAGAUCAGAUGGUAAACGUAAUUGUAAUAUCAACACUCUCAAGUGUGUUUCCCAC